This is a messenger RNA of Onthophagus taurus, 5272 nucleotides long. RefSeq names its product kinesin-like protein costa (gene cos). Lineage: Eukaryota; Metazoa; Arthropoda; Insecta; Coleoptera; Scarabaeidae. Gene Ontology annotation, molecular function: ATP binding; microtubule binding; microtubule motor activity. Gene Ontology annotation, cellular component: microtubule associated complex. Gene Ontology annotation, biological process: mitotic spindle organization; microtubule-based movement; spindle elongation. The record is from RefSeq and is a predicted model, not a curated record.
UGAAGGUUAUGUUUACAACUCGUCAAACAUCAACAACAACAAAACGCUUUCCACGAUGGAAAUGAACGUGGAAACGGCAGUUCGUGUGUGUCCCAUACAGUGUAAUAAUGGAGAUAUAAUUUGUGUACAACCAAACGUUUACAAUAACACCGUGCAGUUGGGAAACUCACAAAAUUAUCCCGUAAAUUACGCAUUGCCUAUAGACUGUAGCCAAAAUUUCAUUUUUACAUCGUUGGUUUCACCACAUCUCAAUUAUCUUUUUGAAGGAUGCGAUGUAUCAAUCGUUACAGUUGGACAAAGCGGAACGGGAAAAUCCUACACUCUCCUUGGGCCAGGAUUAAACUUUGCAUCAAGCGAAAGUGAAUAUGGAAUCAUCCCUCGUUUUCUACGAGGAGUAUUCUCAAAAAUAUCCUUAUAUCGAGAAAGAAGUUGCUCGGUGCAUAUAACAUGGUCGCAAAUUUGUGGUGAAAACGUCCAGGAUUUAUUGGUUGGUGGAAGUGUUGAAUGUAGUAGCGUAAGUGAAGCUUUUCAAUUGAUACAGCUGGGUAUGAGUAAUUUAGCACCAAGGUGUGCUCACUCUUUACUUACAAUUACAUUAGAACAACAAUGGGUUGUUGAUACAACUGUUCAACAUCGCGUUUCAACAGCUAGUUUUGUUGAUUUAGCAGGAAGUGAUAAAAUAUUAGUUUUAGAUAACAAUGGGAUGACUCAAAGCAUUCCAACGGAUUCUGGAUUGUUAGCACUUCAACAAUGUAUUAUAUCAUUAACAGAAACGUAUAAUUCCAUUCAUAAUGUACCUUACAGUCAGUCAGUUCUUUCAAUGUUAUUAAAGGAUUCAUUUGGAGGAAGAGCUAAAACUUUAUUAAUUUGUUGUAUUUCACCAUUGAUGCGUGAUAUAUCAGAAACUUAUUAUACAAUGCAAUUUGCAAUGAGAGCCCAAAUGGUUAAAAAUAUAGUAACAGUUAAUUCGUAUACAACUCAAGAACUCCCAGCUGAAAAUUUGGACGUUUUUGGUUUACAAUUUGCGGCAAAUCAACUUUUUAAAUUAGUUUCAAAUGCUGAAGAAUUAUUUCAAAAGUUAGUUACAAAUGGAUCUUUACCGAGAAAUGAUGUGGAACAAAUUUCACAUUGGUUAACAUUAAAACAAGAAUGUGAAGAGUGUUUAAGUGAAACAUCAGAACCUCAUCGUUCUUUAGAACGUAUUGAAGAAGAAAUUGAGGAUAGUUAUGAUACUAGUUCAGAGAGUGAAAAUUUAGAAAUCGAGGAAAUCACAGAGAAAUUGCAAGUUUUAAUGGAAAAUUUUAAAUUUAAAACUGAUAAUUUAGUUGCUAAAAAUUCUAAUUUAUCUGAUUCUUUAAAAAAAUCAAAUAUUAAAUCCAUUAAUAGCUCAACAAACAGUGAGUAUCAUUCGAAAGGGGCCCGAGGGAGAAGAAAUUCAAUACAUUCUGUUGAGGAAUUGUCACCAUCUUUAACAAAUACACCCAAAAUCCAAAUUGAUUUUGAUGAUGAUAAAAUUAUAACCCAAGAAAUGAAACAAAAAAUUUUAAAACAAAUUUCAAUGAAUUUAGAAGCUUGUGAAAAACAAAUUGGAGAAUUAGAGCACACAAUUCGUGUUAAAGAGAAAUUAUUACAACAAUUACAAAAACAUAAAGAUACCAAAUCGAAUGCUCGAGAAAGAAUCGAACAGAAAUGUGAAGAUUUAAAAGAAAUGCUUCAAAGCGCCCAAGUUAAAUUGUCAGAAGCAAAUGUAAAAAAUGAUCAUUACUUAGAAGCCAAAUAUCGUUUAGAAGUUUCCGAAUUAGAAAAAAAAAUUAAAGAUGCAAAAUCAGUUAAAACUAUUGCUGAAGAUGGUAAUCGAAAAGUGAUGGAAUUAGAAAAUAGUUUGCAUACAUCAAGAAAACAAUUAGAUAAACUUCGAAAAUGUAGAAAAGAACAUGAACAAAAACGCGAAUCAGUUGAAUUACAAUCAAUUGAAAACAAAAUAAAUAUGUUAUCUGAAAUAAGUGAACAAGAAAAAAGUUCUUCAUCUGAAGAAGAAGAAACUCAAAAACUUCCAGAAGAAAAAUUAGAAUUACUCCGACAUGAAAUAAGAAAUUUAAGAAAAACUCGUGAUCUUUUAUUAGAACAGCGCUGUAAAAUCGACACGAAAAUUGUUGAUACAAUACAAGAAAGAAAAAUGUUUCAAUACGAAGAAGCAAUCGAGGCUAUUGAUUUAGCCAUAGAGUACAAAAAUGAAUUAAUGUGCGGAAGAUCAUUAAAAAAAUUCAUAACAAACUCAAAAGAAGAAGUGGAUAAAAUGUUAAUGGAACGUCUAACAAAAUUAAACGAACACGAAAUGCGCGCUUUAUUACACAAAUAUUUCGAUAAAGUCGUUGAUUUACGAAGUAGCAGUAAAAAACUUGAACUUCAAGUAAUUUAUAUGGAUACGCAAAUUGAAAAUUUAAUGAGCCGCGUUCAAAGUUUAAGUGAUAAUUUAAGGCAGGUUCGAUUAGAAUCCGAACGAAGAAUUGUUUCACUUCAACAACAACAUGAAGAUAAUUUACAUAUUGUUAUGCGACAUUUAGCUAAUGAAGGCGAAAACGGACGGGUUGUUUCUAAGAUUUUGGAUCGUUCAAAUCACGCUGCAAUUGCGAUGCAAGUCGCUCGUGGUGGUAAACAACAUGUCGAUCGGAGAAGUUUGAUUACUAAAUAUACAAGCUUCGCUCGUCGAGAAACUUUACCAAGACAAUCUCAAGCUGCGGCGCAAGCUACACCGCAAACUAAAGUUACUAGACAGAAAAAUAAAUUGAUUAUUGAACAAAGUAAUAAGUAAAAGAAAUAUUACGAUGAAUCGUAAUAAUGUGGGAGGUGAGUCAUAAAUAUUUGUGUAAAAAUAUUAUGUAGAGCUAUAUUUAUGAAGAAAUUAAUGAAAAAUAAGCCAGUGUGGCUAUUUCGUGUUUAUUUAAACACGUUUUGAAAAUUAAUCAAUUUUUAUUUAUGUCUAAUUUUCUUUCAAUCCAAUACAAUGAGAAUUGAAUAACGCUGGACUCGCCCAUUUUUUAAAUCAGCAAAUUAAUUAUUAAAAAAAAAUUAAACAAAUUUUAUUUACAACAUUUUUUCUUAUUAUCAACGAUCAAUAUUCAAUAUGAUUACAAAACUACAUCAAAUUUUUAAUUAUUAUGUACUGAACAUGUAAAAAUUUGGUAUUAUUUGAGAAAAAAUCAUUAGCACUAGGUUUAUGGGAACUAAGAAAUUAUUUACGGUACAUUAAAACCAGAUUAAAUUUCCUUUAAACUGCUCGUUAUUUCAUCUUGAUAGCUCAAUUGGUUUUUGAGAUACGAUUUUUUAAAUUUCUGUAAUAUUCAAUAUUCUAGCAAAUUGCGUGAGAUCUCCGUUGCCUCAAUAUAAACUUCUUUUAAAAAAAUUGAAACUAUCAUUUAAUAAUUUCCAUAUUAUCUUUGAGUUAAUCUGCAUUAAUGAAAUUAAACAUUAUAUCUAAAUUCGCUUCAUUUGUUCAUUAAAAAAUUUAUUGAAUGAAUCGUUGAUUGCUUGUUUUUGAAACGAAUCCCGCUUCAGUGGUGAACCUAGCAAUGGUAUUUUGGAUACCAUAAAUAAGAAGACAAUGACCACAGGUCUCUCUCUCUCUCUCCCCACCUUGAUAUUACUUGAACAUGUCUUAUACCUAACAUAUUGUACAUUAUACAACUUAUGAUUUGUCUACUUUUAUGGUCAAGUUCGGCACUUUCAGAUUUUAUCUCUUUUAAACAACUAUAAUUAAAAUUGUUCCCUAUAGGAGUACCUACGGGUUUAUAGUCAUGCAUAUUGAAUCUUUUGAGUACAUUUUCUAGAUAACUUCGUUGACACAAAGUGAUAAUGGGCGCGUUCACCAACUGUCAACGUUUUCAAACGGAGACCAAACUGUUAUCAGUUAUCAACAUUUCUGGUGAACGCAACGCUAACUUCAAACGUGUUUGGUAAACGGCCACCAUUUUAUCAAUCGUAUGAUUUUUCCGUUAGCAGAUGCAAACGGUGUUUGGUGUUUGUGUCAUCUUAAAUUUAAAAUCAACAAAAAAGAAUGGCAGAAGCCCAAAAUUAUUUAUUUAAUGGGUUAGUGUAUACUAUCUUUGAAAAUGAAGAAAUUCAUGAUAAAUUGAGCGGUAUGAUCUAUAAAUUAAUUAAAAUUGUAAAUAAUUGUCAUUAAAGCGCCAUCUGUUGUUAUCAAACCAUAUGUCUAUAGAAAAAUUGGCCGUUCACCAAAUCACCAACGCAAUCGUAACCCGUUUGCGUUUGAUAACGUAAACGGAAUUCUCUGGUGAACGCGCCCACUGCCUUUAUUUACGUCUUGUGUGAUUCAUAUAUUUUGUUGCCAUAACGAAGCACCGUUAUGGCCAUAUACAGCUUUCUUUAAUUUACACACUUUGUGUUUGACUUCAUAAUUUUUUGGCAGAUAUAUCUUUUUCUAUAGAUCUUCGAACAAUUCAUCAAUGGUAUCUUAUACUAACCAAUUAUUUAACACACUAAUUGCUAAUAAGACUCUAAUUGUAUUUAAUUUUACAACAGGUGCAUAAAUCUUUUCAGGUACCCCUUACUGUUGAAAUCCUCUUGCAACAAGUGUGCAUUUAAAUUCUGUAACAUUGCGGUUCUCAUCACGUUUUCUCCACUAUGUCCCAGUGUUAUUUUGUUUUGAUAUAAUGCUUUUACCGCACAUUGUGUUGCACUCAUUAACAUUGUUAAUUCUCAUUGCAUCUUCAUAUGUUAAGGGUUCAUCCAAAUUAACGCUAUAAUAGUUCUCUUCGUUCUUCUUUUUUUUUGACCUCGUAUUCUUUUUCCUUGUAAUUUUCUUCGACAUCUAACUUUAUAACUUGGUCAUUUUCUGGUUGAUUUUCAUUUUCUGGUACAAACGUGAUCUCUUUUUCUAUUAUCACCAAAGUUCUAUCAGAAAAAUAGACUCUAUAUCCAUAUUUGCCGCUUUCACAAAAAUCUUCUUUUCCAUUUUCUUUUCAGCUAACAUUGUGCUGAGGAAGGCUACCUUCCUGAUUGUGCAGACCUCCCUUUUUGCUUCCCAAUUUUGUUUUGGAGUGUACGGCACUGUCAGCUGAUGUGCAAUUCCAUCACCUUUCAACAAAUUUGUAACCAAUUCAUUUACAAACUAUGUACCGUUACCACUUCUAACUAUCUUAACGACCUUUCCCAUUUGUGUUUUUACCUUAAUUAUGAAAACCUUUAAUUAUUUAUACAUUUUCGGUUUUAUUCUUUAUACAAUACAGCGUAUCCCGUAUCUUCCGCAUCAGAU